Notodromas monacha is the source of this 546-nucleotide messenger RNA. Lineage: Eukaryota; Metazoa; Arthropoda; Ostracoda; Podocopida; Cyprididae. The record is from the annotation of a GenBank genome assembly.
CGGGAAAGAGGUCGAAUUAUACGAGUUGACCUCCAAGCAAAUUUGACCGUCAAAUUGCGGGAGGUUGAAUUUCGAGGUACCACCUGUAAUAAAAAACUAUCAAAGGUUGAACAGUCUUUCCCUAGAACCUGGUUACGUCUAAUUAAAUUUUUAAAAUUUCUUUCCCAACAUUAUUCAGAGCAAAUCGUGUUGACUGACAUUCAGGACCAUGGAUUCAUCUCAAGUCCAGGGUACCCAAGCAAUUACCCCAACUUCGUGGUGCCCAGAGACUGCGGACAAGACCUUUUGGUCGACAGUGGUACCAUUGACACUGUGAGGCUAGGGUUUCUACACCUACGCACCAUGAAUGAAGACUACGUGCAACUCGAACUCCGCGACACAAAUCCGAACUUGGAAUGGUUCGAACAGUUCACAGGAACAUACGACUUGUUCGUGCCGCCGCUUUUUGCUGCGAAUGAAGCCACAGUUUUUCUGCAGAGUGACGCAACAGGAGCAGAUAUUGGUUAUUUGGCUGCUUAUGCUGCUGAAUUGCCAAAUAAUGGGAAA